Messenger RNA from Adineta ricciae, 2130 nucleotides. Lineage: Eukaryota; Metazoa; Rotifera; Eurotatoria; Adinetida; Adinetidae. The record is from the annotation of a GenBank genome assembly.
AUGUCGAAAACAACAGCAUCAAAGAGGAAAACAGCAUUCAUAGAGCCACUACCUGUUCUACCUGAAACUCGUACGAUUCAGCCACUUGUGCAAUGCGGUAUUCUUUAUCUCGGAACAUGUCCGACACCGAAUAGCCGUCGUGGUCUGGAUGCCAUACAAGAACCAUUCUCGUACCAAUAUCCUGUCGAUGGAACAAAUACAGCCCGAGGUGUCGACGGUGUGCUCUCUGUUUUCGAGAAUGGCGUUCAGUUAACUUUCACACGCCAAUCAGAAGCUGCAGUGUUCUUUCCAAUAUCAUCUCUCGUCUACUGUGCGAGUCUUCGUUUUACGGUCGUUAGAAAUGAUCGAACAAAGCCUAAAGGAAGUGUUUACUGGCGUUUUAUGCCGUUGGAUACGACAUCCACUGAUGAAAAUAAACAUCCACCUCUAUUUUGUGCUGUUUUUCAACGUACUCAUAUCUUGCCAGGUGACGAAUGUCAUUGUUUUAUAACGAAGACGGCGGAGUCGGCAUUAGCACUUGUACGAACUAUAUCGCGCAUUUAUAAAAGCAUGCAAUCAGAUUUCAAAAGUUCGAAGAAUCCAAUAUUCUAUCAGCUAGAUCAUCUUGGAAGAAAAAUCAAAGAGAUAACCAAUACGAUUUAUUUAUCGCCAGCUAACGAUGAAGAUGGUCAGUUAAAUCGUGCAAAUCCAAUUCGAUUGAAAGAUGAACAUACUGCCCGGAAAUAUUUACUUAAUCCAUCCUAUGGUGGUUAUUACUAUCGAACUGAUGCUAGUCUUAUCGAACAAUGGCAAUUAUGGGAUGACAAUGAUGUCAGAGGAUGUCGACCUCAUCCACCUGACUCGCCAUUUGGCUUACAUGAAGGUCUUUAUCACGAUGAUACAACGCAAGAAAUUCGACGAUGCUUACGUCAUAUGGAUAGCGAAGAAAAUUUGCGUUCGUGCAGUUGUUCAAGCGAUAAAUCUUGUUCAUCGAGUUCGGUGUCGACCGAAUAUUCUCGGCGAAAAAGCCGACAACGGCGCUCCAAAAGGCAAUCAUCGCCGACUGAUACCGAUCAGUUCGACAUGUCAUUUUCCCAAUUAGUUGCAAGUACAUUCGAACCAAUUCGACCGAACAAUACUUCCAAGUCGAAGAGAAAACGUCGUAAACCAAUUAUUAUUGAAAAAGUCCUACCAAAACCAGUUCCAUGCACAUCUGAUGUGAACAUGAGAUCAUCGGAGCAACCAGGGGAUCCUUCAAGCUCUCAUCCCAAAUCGGAAUUAGUUUACAUUCCAUCUUCGGAUACAUCCUGUUUUGCCUAUGACGUAAAUGAAUAUGGUGAGAAAAUAACAAACGAAGGCAAUCGUAUUAUCUUCAUGGAUGUUGUUCGACCGAGUCGAAAGAUUAAAUUCACAGAUCCGCCAUCAUAUAUUCCAGUUACACCUGAUAAACCACGACGACGACGUCGACCGAAAUCAGCACGUCAUAUACCAGUCAUUGAUCUUCAACAGUUAGAUAAAUUAAUCAACGAGCAACAAUCGAAAGUUCAACGACCGACCAGUUUACACAGUGAGCAUACGGUCAGCCAUGAUCUCCAUCAUGAAAAUUAUCUAGCCACACCAGAUAUGUUGGAUAUCUUGAAUAAAUUUUUUGGAUUGAAUUUCGAGAGUAGAUUCUAUUCCAACGACAAAGAAAUCCAAACAACCAUAGACUAUGUCGCCUUGCACGGAGAGAAAGAACAAGAAGAAAGACGAAAAAGUACUUCUAUGUCAUCGACAGCCAGCUCUAAAAGUGGAACUCGGCCGCAUCAUAAUCGAUCAACGAUUACGCCUGCUACGAGAGAACACUCUAUCCAUUCGGUGCAAGAACAACUGACGAUUUCAUCUCCACUUCACAGUCAAUUAUCAUCAAUCAAUAAACAAAAAUCACCUCCAGCACCAUCAAUACUAACUGAUCAAAAACUUGAUCAAUAUAUAACAGAUAUAUACGGUACGCCUGACUCUACCAAUUCAAUAACAUCUUCGAGCCAUCAUCCAGAACAGCAAGCAGCUAAUCAAGCUGCGGUUCUGAACGCAAGUUAUAUCUCAGCAUUUCGAUAUAUGCAAAGCAGUAUGAAUGCUAACUAUCUAAACAGCUUUUAUCAUGCUUAUUAA